CUGUGACAUGCAGUGACGUGCACUGCCACAAAAAUAUCGUGGAUUUGGCCUAGGUACUAGGGAUUGCGCUCACCGUUUAGUUUCAACGCGUCAACAAUGGCGUCUUCGUCUUCGUCCGCAGUGCCUUCGCACCCUGUCGUAUUUACGACCAAGACGCCCUAUGCACUCCCCUCCCAAAAAUUUAUGAUCCCAUUGGAUUGGAAACGCUACCAGCUCUCCCAGCUCAUCAACAAAGCACUCGACCUCCCCAGGCCUAUUCCAUUCGACUUCCUUGUCCAUGGUGAAAUCCUCAGAACAUCCCUAUUGGAAUGGCGCGCAGAAAAGGGUGUCGGAGAGGAAGAUACAUUAGAAAUUGAGUAUUUCGAAAGUGUUAUGCCUCCCCAGCGCAUAUCUGAGCUUCCCCACGAGGAUUGGGUGUCAUCGGUAUCAUGCCGAAUACCUCAGCAUUUUGUAACAUCAUCAUAUGACGGUCACUUGCGUCUCUUCGACUAUUCCCAAAAUCCCCUCCUUGAUAUCUCCGUGCACCAAGCACCCAUCACUUCUGUCUGCGUCGUGCCAUCGCCGUCAACAGAAACCGAGUCUCGCAUUCUAGCAAGUUCGUCGCAUGACCUCACCGCGUGUCUCACCCGCAUAUUUCUGGGCUCUGAGGGCCCAAGUGCAUCCACCGUGACUUCUCUACAUCUACACACCAGUCCACUAUCUUCAAUAUCUACUGAUGUAUCUGGUUCGCACCUCCUCACCUCUUCGUGGGACGGCCUUAUCGGUGUCUGGGACACCUCAAUACCCAAUGACCACCAAGUACCUCUAGACCGCGAGGAUGACAGGAAAAAGCGGCGUAAGACUGCCUCUGCAAACAUAAAACGGAAAGCACCAAUAGCAGUGCUAAAAUCGCACACCGCACGUGUGUCAAAAGCAUUAUUUGCUGCCGGCGAGCAUGCAAAAGGGAAAGCCUACAGUUGUGGUUUUGACUCGACGGUCCGAACUUGGGACGUUGAGAGUGGCGUGUGCAUCAACACUAUUAACGUCCCUGAGCGACCGAUGCUUGAUCUCGCUGAAACACCCGACGGCAAUACCCUCCUUGGUGCAUCCACAGACCGCACUGUCUCUAUCUUCGAUCUCCGUGUUUCAUCUCUCUCGUCUUCCACAGGUAUCAUGAUGCACUCCGCGACUCCAUCUUGCAUUGCUACAUCUGAGAGCAGAAAGCAGCAGGUAGUAACUGGUGCCUACGAUGGCGUUGCACGGCUUUGGGACCUGCGGAGCACGAAAAGUGCUGUGACUAGCUUCAGGGUCUGGGAUGGGAUGAAGGUGCUUGCGGUGGAUUGGGUGAGAGAUGUGGUGGGCAUUGGAGGCGAGGGGGGAAUGGAAGUGUGGAGAAUCGAUGGGGGAUCUUAAUAUUGGUGAAAAAAAUACGACUGUAUAGAGUUGGGUCCACGGAGUCGCCAGGUCGGACAUCAGUAAAAUAAAGACAAAUGAACGCCAACCUUCGGUCUACAUGUUCUUUGUGCUUGCAUCCAGGUUACACUGAGCUGAUCAUCCCUAGAAGUCUCCCGGGCACGCCCGGGCGCCUCGCUUGUAUCUUCGUUCACCAGGGGUAUUCUCCGUUCAAUCACUGAAAUUAGA
Messenger RNA from Suillus subaureus, 1620 nucleotides. RefSeq names its product WD40-repeat-containing domain protein. The coding region runs from base 97 to 1392 and encodes 431 amino acids. Gene Ontology annotation, cellular component: preribosome, large subunit precursor. Gene Ontology annotation, molecular function: protein binding. The record is from RefSeq and is a predicted model, not a curated record. The transcript is spliced from 5 exons. NCBI's taxonomy places the organism in Eukaryota, Fungi, Basidiomycota, Agaricomycetes, Boletales, Suillaceae.